AUGAGGCCUGCAAACAACUUCACCACAACCGUUGAUUCCGGGUUCGGGAACUGGAACUCUCCCAUUCCUUAUCUCUUUGGCGGCCUAGCACUCAUGUUGGGACUCAUUGCGAUGGCCUUGGUGAUCCUAGCUUGCUCUUAUCGUAAAUAUUCUUUGUCCGACUCAUCCCGCCCUAGAGAUGCUGAAGAAAAAAUAUCUGCAGCACAGCCAGUGAACAUGCCUGUGGAUUCCGAGCCAAAGAUUGUUGUCAUCAUGGCUGGAGAUGACAACCCUACGUACUUGGCCAAACCCGUCUCUUCGACAUCCCAUGGCGCUGAUCAUGAACAAGUCUAA
Juglans regia (Persian walnut) is the source of this 333-nucleotide messenger RNA. Its product is annotated as protein GLUTAMINE DUMPER 4-like. The record is from RefSeq and is a predicted model, not a curated record. The transcript has a single exon. NCBI's taxonomy places the organism in Eukaryota, Viridiplantae, Streptophyta, Magnoliopsida, Fagales, Juglandaceae. Bases 1 to 333 code for a protein of 110 amino acids. Gene Ontology annotation, biological process: regulation of amino acid export.